Diatraea saccharalis (sugarcane borer) is the source of this 377-nucleotide messenger RNA. The record is from the annotation of a GenBank genome assembly. NCBI's taxonomy places the organism in Eukaryota, Metazoa, Arthropoda, Insecta, Lepidoptera, Crambidae.
AUGAAAUUUAAAACAUUGAAAAAAUUUGAGCAGUUGAAACGCCGUCAUUUUGCGCGCGCUUUGCGUGACGUCACAUGACACGUCCAGUGGGUCUUUACUGUGAACUUUUCAGUUACUUCGUACAUACUUACAGUUUUAAUAAGUUAAUAACCAUGGAAAAAGCCAAAAAAAUAUCUUAUAAGUAUUGUAUAGUACCGGAGUGCACAAAUACUGUUCGAAAAACACCAGACAAAGUGUUUUUUCGUAUUUCAAGUGAUGCGAAAAUACGAAAACAGUGGUUUAAGGUGAUGAGAAGAGAUAAAUUAUCUCCUAAAUCGUGUUUAUACUGUUGUGAAGAUCAUUUUAACGUAAGUAUACUUUAUUUAUAUACAGCUUAG